Messenger RNA from Teleopsis dalmanni, 4235 nucleotides. RefSeq lists its product as uncharacterized. Bases 366 to 4229 code for a protein of 1287 amino acids. The record is from RefSeq and is a predicted model, not a curated record. The transcript is spliced from 3 exons. Lineage: Eukaryota; Metazoa; Arthropoda; Insecta; Diptera; Diopsidae. Gene Ontology annotation, molecular function: protein binding.
AUUUAAUUACAAACAUUUACAAAAUUUAACGUUAAGCGCUAUUGCUUGAAUGUGAAAAACAAUAAAAUGUCAUUUGCUAAAAUAUCUGCGCAUAUAAAUCGUUGUUAUCGAUAAAUAAAAUAAUUUCGAUAGAUCGAUUUUAAAAUUCCAGCGACCAUUUAUAAAAUUGUAGCAUUUCUUGUCAAAAAAAUUAUAAGUCUGCAUUUCAUCAUCGUAAACUGUACCGCAUAAAUAUUUUUUCUAUUAGAAAAAAAUUAAAAGCUCGCUACCGAAAUAAAUGAGGAUAUUGAGAAUUUUGAUACAACCAACAUAGUUCUUUGAGUUCCGCAGUUCAUUUAAGUAUACAAAAUUCAAUAUCUACAGAGAUGGCAUCGGAACUUACAAAUACGCCAUCAGUUGUAGAGUUUAUGGACUCUAUAAAAUGCGAUGUGGAAGCAUGUAGAAGAUCUAACUCAAGUAGCUCAAGAAGCAGCGCAGAUAGUAUCAUUGACAUACGUCUUGGUCUUAAGUCUAGGAGUCCAAAUAAUAUGCCAAACAAGCUGUUCAAAAUUGAGCUUAUCAGUACUAAAGAGUCUCAUCCUUUUGAAAUGCGUUCUAUUACUGUUCAUCCAAAUACAUGUGUAAAAGUAGGUCGCAUAAUUGGCAAAAAUAAGGAAUCACUCACUAAUGCCUGUUUUGACACAAAAGUACUCUCCAGACAUCAUGCAGUUAUUUGGUAUUCCAGUGACAAUAAUAAGUUUUGGAUAAAAGACACAAAAUCCUCGAAUGGUACUUAUCUUAAUAAUAUUAAAUUGGAAACAGAACCAGCUGAAUUACGUUUUGGUGAUAUUGUCAAGUUUGGUCUUGAUGUAGUAGAAAAUAAUACAAAGGAAAAGCAUGGAUGUAUAAUAGCGUAUGUUAAGUUGUAUUUGCCAGAUGAUCAGGAAGCUUUACCGGUUGAGCCAAAUACACGUUUAGCAUCACAUUCCGGUGAGACUGUUAUAAGUUACAGAGACUUGCAUCGUUUGAAUAUAUUUUUGCAAGAAUCUAUACAAAGGGAAGAAAUGCUACAAAAUAAAUUGAAUAAUUUACAAAGUGUAGUAGAAGCAACACGUCAAAAUACAGCGCAAUGUUGGAGAUCCAUAGUUUCCGAAGAUCAACUUUUACAUAUAAUACAUUCCUUGGAGAAUAAACUAAUGUUGGCUAAGCAAAAUAUGCCGGAGAAUGCAUUGAAAGGUGAAAUAUUCAAAUUACUCGAUGAGAAAAGCAGUUAUCAGCAUGCGGCUAAGGAGGCUCUAAGAAGAGUUUAUAACGAACGUUUAGAUGUGAAACAAACGCUGUCGAAGUUGCAAGUAACACAUAAAUCCACAGAGGAGGAAAGCAAACUUUUGACAGAGCAAAUUCUUAAUAUAAGGCGCAACCAUGAAGAGGUGAAUAGUCGUUUAUUUACUCUAGAGAGUGAAUAUACAAAAAGUAAAAAAGAAAAAGCCGAAAUACUACAACAGUUUAAGGACAAAGAGUUAGCAUGCGUGGCGCAGUAUAUGCAGAAAAUGGAAUAUAUUAAAAAGAAAUGUGAGAUUAUUAGAAGUCAGGUUUCAAUCUUAGGAGAUAGUAACGAAGGUAACGAUGUUCAGAACCAGUUAGUUGAAACAAUUAAUGCAAUUAUUUCGGACUUAAAUAUUGCUAAAGUGAUUACUAAAACUAAAGAGGAAACAGUAGGUGCCUCAGACAAAGCUGAGGAGCAAAUUAAUGAUGCUAUAGUAGAGUUCCCAAAAAUAAUUACAGAAGAAUAUGAACAAAGCGAAAUUGAGAUAAAAGACUUAUCAUAUAAACCAAUUCCGAAAAAAUCUGCAUCAAAUUCCUUCUAUAUUAUUAAUCUCUUGAAGAAUGUACAAGAGAAUCUUAAAACGUUGGAAAUGAAAAUUGGAAACGAAACAAACGAAAUUGUAGUUCCCAUCCACUCCACUUGCGAUGAUGCUGAAAUUGAUCAAGAAAAUGAUGAACUGUGUAAUAAAAAAUUAAGAAAUAAAGACGAUUACUUGUUACUAAAGAAUACGAUAUCCAUGUUGGAAGCAGCAUAUAAUGAAGUGUGCAAAGACGGCAGCCCAAGAAAGGACUUACAAGACCAAAUAAAAGCAACAAGUUCCAUUAAUAUUGGCUGUGGUGACUACGAUGAAAAAACUGAUAUUCAAACCAAUUGUGAUGACGAUGUUUUAAUUUUUUAUAAAAACUUAACUAACACAUCUACAGAUAGCGAAGAUGAUUCAGAUGUAAUAAGUGUAAAAAGAUUUCUACCUGACCCUUUUACCCAAAAUAAGGACUCUCUAUUCACGGUUAAAACACCAACAUCUAAUGAACUUGAUGAUGAUGGUGAUGACGACGACGAUGAUGAUGGUAACUAUGCAUUAACUGCAAAAAAGACGGUAGCUGCCAUUGGUAAAACUUAUGAUGAUGACUACGCUUCCUUAAUAGAAAAUACAUUGUUUAAUUCCUUUAACGGAACGGACAUUGGCUCUCUAACAUUGUCAAGGAAAAAUCUUCAUUUGUUUGAUAUCGAAAAUACUUUACUAUCAGCGAAGAGAUCGUACACUCUUGAUAGUGAUGACGAUGAUAAAGCAUACACAUCAUUAUCCGCAAAUAAUAACGAUGUUGAGCUUAAAACUUUAACAGCAGAAAAAAAAGUACAUUUUUUAGCGAGUGAUGAUGUUAACGAUAAUUGCUCAAGACUACCAGUGCACUUACGUAGUAUUUUGUGUUCUGAAGGUAAUGAUAAGAUCAAUACUUCACCAUCUGCACCGUCCAUUAAUAAAGUCGAUAGCAAUGAGGCUAACAAAUCACUUGAACAUAAAUCUUCAUCUCAGAAAACAGUGUCAAAAAAUAUUCCUAUCGACAAUGAUAAAAAUGAUCCCUUUCUUACUUUUUUGGAGUGCAACAAUAACAAUGAUAGAGAAGAUAUUUUGCUAACAGCAAAUAAAACACUAAACUUGUUCAAUUUUGGUGAUAUUGUUAAGGAUGAUACUACACCUACGACAAACAAGUCUAUCAGUUACAUUGAAACUUUUAAAUUCAGUGCUGUCAUAGAUGAACAACAAAAUGAUCUGAACGUUUUUGCCUGUCCAGAUAAUGCUGAUACCUUAACUCCAACAAAGAAGUCUAGCAGUUCAAUUAAAACUAUAAUAUCAAAAUCUUUUGCUUAUCAAAUUGAUGAUGAUAACGUAACUACAACUAAAAAGUCUGUCAGUGGACUGAUCGAUGAAGUGCAGCAUGAACUCAAUGAAGAACAAAACGAUCUCAAAGUUUUUGCAUAUCCAGAUAAUGAUGUUACCUUAUCUCCAACAAGGAAGUCCAAUAGUUCAAUUAAAACUAUAAUAUCCAGUGGCCUUAUGGAUAAAGAACACCAUGACCUCAAAGCUCUUGCUUAUCAAAAUGAUGAUGAUAACUUACCUACAGCUAAAAAGUCUAUCAGUUCCAUUAAAACUCUUAAACCUAGUGGCCUGACCGAUGAAGAGCAGCAUGAACUCAAUGUUUUUGCUUAUCAAAAUAUAAUAUAUGAACUAAAUAAUAAAAUCUUUUACUUAGAAAAAGGAACACAACAAUCUCUACAAUUAAUGCAAAUGGAAUGCGAUCUGUUAAAUGAGAAAAUCGAGACACUGUCGAAAGUUAAUGAAAAGCUCACGAAUGACAGAGAUCUAUUAAAGAAAACCUUAAAGAAAAAUAAAACUCUUUUGUCAAAAGCGAAGAAACGUAAGGAGCACAAAAAUGUCCCUACCGAAAAUAGAGGAAUGAAUACUGACGGAAUGAAAAAUGAAAUUAAUGACGAAAUCGAUCGCAAAAUCGGUGGUGAAAUCAAAGACGAAAUCAAAGAUGAAAUCGAUGACAAAAUUGAAAAUGAAAUCAAUGAUGAAAUCAAUCGUGAAAUAAAACUACAAAGAGCUGGUCUAAUGAUAUCCGCCAUUUCUUCCGAAAGUGAUCUUAUUUACAAUUCCAUUCAGUUAAAGAGAAAUGUAAUGAGGGAAGCAGAUAUAGAGAUUAAUAACGCAAUUGCUAAAAAAGUCGAUUUAAAUGUAUACGAUGAUUAUCUGAAUGACAUCACACGCGAUAAUGAAGAGUUAUGUUUGGAGCUGGAAACAUUACAAAAAAAUGCAUUGUAUUCCCGAGCAACUCUAUUGCAAAUAACUACUGUAAGUUUUGUUCUAAUCAUAAUUAUUUCUUAUAUAAUUUAUGUUAAGUUGUUUUCUCAUGAGUUUUAAAUAUUA